Messenger RNA from Cannabis sativa, 751 nucleotides. RefSeq lists its product as uncharacterized. The record is from RefSeq and is a predicted model, not a curated record. Lineage: Eukaryota; Viridiplantae; Streptophyta; Magnoliopsida; Rosales; Cannabaceae. The coding region runs from base 140 to 508 and encodes 122 amino acids. The transcript has 4 exons.
GUUGGUUAGAAAAGUUUUGCUCAUUUUGCCAUCCCAAUUCCAAACUUCAUCAGUUGUCUCCUCUUGGAGACAAGUAAGCACACCAACUGUUUGAUUAAACGUCCACCUGACUCAAUCGUUGUUUCUCACUUCAUCCACCAUGAGGCUGUACCAUGUGUUUGCCGACCUUCUACACAUUCAGAUGCUUCGGAGACUUGUCUCCUAUACUGGAUUCUUUUGCUUCACAGCGGGAUUGACCUACGCUUACACAAGUAAUACAACUAGAGCUGGGUAUUCUCGCGGUGAUCAAUUCUAUGCGUCUUACCCAGCGGGAACUGAGCUUUUAGUGGAUACCACAAAGUUGUAUAAGGCUGCGCUUGGUAAUUGCUUUGAGAUAGAAGAAUGGGGACCUAUUGAGUACUCCAUCAUGGCAAAACACUUUAAUCGUCAGGGCAAUUCGGCAUAUGAGUAUCAUUCUCAAUACAUGGCACACAUUCUCUCUCUUGGACAAAUUGAUGGAACUGGCUAGAAAGAAAAUAUCAUAGGGCUGCCAAAUGAUAAUAGAAAAAUUAGAAAACCCAAAGCAAAAGCAAUAUCUGUACUUAAUUGGAUCCUACAGGAGCAAGUAAUGUGAUUAAUGAGUAUGUGAGAUCCAUGUUUUUAUCUGAUUCUCUUGAUGAAUUUACUAAAAGCUAUAAUUUUAUUGGUAAAGAUACCAACACAUGUAGUUAUUGAAGCAUUCAUAUUUUAUGCAUCUAUGUUUUCCCAUAAA